UCAGUCGAGUUGGGAACUUCAGAGUGUAUACAUGCGAUAUUCGUUCGUUUCGACUAAAGAUUUUGUGUUGUGACGGUGGACAAAUUCAAACAUCAAGCUAAAAGUGCGCGUGAAAAAAGCCUUAAACUGGUGGAAAAAUAAUUUGAUUUCACGGCAGUUCUUUUUUUGUGUGCUAUAACUGAUAAACACCUUUUGAGAAAUAACGGUGCAAGAACUUGUUGAUUUUGCAAGAAAAUUUACUGAGUGUUGAAUAUAUCUUGUCGUAAGACCGCGUUCGGAUAUUUUUUUUUUGCCAUCACCAUCAACCCUGAAGUUCAAUUAAAAGAGAAUCGAAAGCAUAAACUUUUGUGUGCAUGAGAGUCAAUUUAUGCCUAAUUUUUGUCGAUAAUUCAAUUUUAAAUCUACUGUUAAUUCCCAUUCAAAGUGGCUUAAUUGUUGUGCUUCUAUUCUUCCUGUUUAUGUCACUACCAACCCUAUAAGCAAAAUAAUCGAGGAUUAAGAAUCUACUUGCAAAUACUGUCAUCUAGACCGGAUAGCAGACAUUCACCGGCUAAUGGCUAAAUAUCCAUGUUCAGCACACAACUGAUGAGUUUACUGUGGAUGAGUGGAGUAAAUCAGACCAUAUUGGUGGACUCUCAGCAUCUCCCAACGCUCUUCCAUUAAAGUUGCUGCAACUGGUGCUCCUCAGUCACAUUGUGGCCUUUUCAUCUUCAACUUACAACCGAGGUGCAAUCCCCGUUUCGAAAAAAAAAGAGACAAAAAAACGACAAACAGUUGGUUGAUUGCAAAUUCAAAGCACGACAGUCAAAGCUUCUGAAUUUUCCACUGUGGUGCACCUAUAGUCCAUCUGCUUUGGGAUCGACACCAGAUUGACCGGGCAGAAUUUGCAUGAGAUCACACUCGUGUGCUGUUCCUCUGCGAGCACACACCCUCCCUUCUGGGCGCAAUGUGAUCGAGGCCUGUGAGGACAUUUGGAAGAAACAGUGGGACUUUUGGUGUUAACAAGGCAGGAGUGUCGAAUUGCAAGUCAGCAGGUCCCUCCAAUACAUUUCUCAGUCAUGGCAGCAACGGAUGGUCAAAUUAUUCUCGCUGCAUCCAGAUUUGGAGACACGGUGCCAGUUUAUCUCAGGGAAUUUGCCAAGACGCCACUUCCAGCUGUGGCGAAGAUUGUCAAAGGGCAGCACCACAAUUUGGGCGUGCCAACACUCUCCAACCCAUCGCUCCAGAGCACAGCGCUAUUCCUCAAUGCCGGCCGGAAGUAUCAAAUUCUUGCGCAGCCCAUCAAGAUCAAGGAAGGUAGAAAGACAACCAACGUUGGUCCUAAAGUCCUCAUCCCUGAAACCUAUCCAGGAUACUUUGAAUUACUGAGUGAAGAUGGUCGAUCGACUAGGUGCAUCGAUACAGUGCUGGACCUGUCGAAACGCCGAAAUUUCCGUGUCCUGGUUCGCGAGACUUUUAGGUGCAACCACAACAGCAAAACCGUUCAUGCUGGUGAAAUUCUCACAACACUCUCCGACAACGGCAAAUACUUGCAGUGCCGCACAUCCAAAGAUGAAAUUGUCAAUCUGCCACUUGAAGCCAAAGCAAAAUUCUCACCCAUUGCAAAGGAGGACAGCAUUAGUGGCGUUCACACUGUGAAGAAUCUUCUGCAGAAGAGAAUGCCCAUCGUUGUGAGGUUAGUCUACGGAAGUGCACCGAAAGGCUUAAAGACACCCUUCGUGCCUGAAUUACGAUUGCUUGGCUGUGUAGAAGUGGACCGUGUGUUUGCGCUGCCAUUGCAGAAGGACACAGACCUUGUGUCGGUGCCCCUCAAUGUGAAGAUAAAACUUCAGCGUGCCAAGAAUAUGGAGCAGUUGGAGAAUUUCAUCGAGUACAGUCGCUUCCUCGAUAAAGCACAACGAUUGCUGGCAGAUGCCCGUGAUCGUCUUCAGGUGAUUGAUCUCAAGUUGUCGGACAAGAAGGAAUCUUCGAAGCACAACAGCGUUAGCCGAAAGCCAUUGAUGCUGACGACGUGUGCUGAGAAUGGGUAUGUCCUGCGCAAAAGUGCCAGCUGUGAAUCCUCCAAAUAUAUGCAGUCCAAUUAUGGCACCAUUGCCGAUGAAUAUGAUGAAAUUGAUCAGAUAUAUGACUAUGUAAGAGGAUUUGCACCCCUGCCCAAGAGUGCUGCACGCAUCGAGGCCAUACAUGAGCCACCAAUUGGCACAUCAAAGACCAGUGAGAUCUCAAAGUCCACUCAUGUUGACAACUCGGGCACCUACAGUAGCAUCAUCAACAGGAGCAACAACAACAGCCUGGAGCACAAAUCACACCACCAUCAUCAUCAUCACCAUGGCCAUAGCUUUCCCUCAGACGAGGGUAAGCCCAUCCCUCCGCCCAUUGAGACAAUCCCAGGCAAGAAGUUGGCAGAGAAGCGACAGAGACCCACGUUACCAAAGCUUUAUGUGAAGAACGGCGUCGGCCACAGCCAGAAAUCGCCUAAUGGAAAUACGCCAGUAAUCACCGCAAACGGAAAGGAACCACUCGAGCCACAGAGUCCUCUAUUUCACAUUAGGUACAAGAGCUUGAGUAGUCUUCAACUAAACACGGACUCCCAUCCUACUACACCGAUCUCCACGACGCCCAAGAGCCAGGAAAAGUGUCAUCAACUGUCAAAGAGUGCCAGUGCCGGCCGCGAGGGGACACUCGAUUCGUCACGUAGCGGUGGACGAACAUCGGGUGACUCCAAGUUGCCUGAGAAGAAGACGCGACGCCUCUCACGACCUCGUAGUCUCUCAAAUCUUGUUUGGGAACUGCGUCCGCAGAAGGAAAAGUCUAAGAAAAAACUCUACGUCCACCAGUUUCAUGAUCAUCGACACCAGGGAACGCUCUACCUUUAAAUUCAAACAAAAGAAAUAAUCACCAAGCCGUGCAAAUGAGGCAGAAACUGCAGGAACCGUGAGGUGUUUAGAGCAUCACGAAAAAUAAAACAGAAAGAAUCCCAGGAAUUGGGAUGUCCCCACAGCAAACAACCAGUAGUAUUGUCGCUUCUAAAUGUCGAUUCAUAAAUAAUUAUUUUAAGCAAUUUGUGCUUCAUUAGGAUAUAUUUUGCUUGUAAGUUUUCGAGUCUUUUGAUGUGAUUUUACAAAAUGUCUUUUAAAAGAAUUUUAGCAUGUAAUUCUCCUUCCCAUUCGGGAUUUUUUCUCCCAGCAAUUCCAAGUGCUUCACACUGUCAAUGUGAAGUGGAUUUCAUAUUUGUCGAUUGUAAGUGAAAUACACUUUUUGAAUUUAUUCUUUAAAUCCUUUUACACACAAUCUUAGAUGAUUUUUUUUUGUAGACAAAGUGUUGAAAAUACUUUUUAAGACACUAUAGAUAUUUUUUUCAUUUUACUGUAGUUGCAAUUCUUUAAGCCUCCAAAAUGUGAAAGAUUUAAGUUCUUCAGCAAAUUUUCUGGGUCAGUGCAUGAAACAUGGACGCUCAGAGUGUGAUUGCCGAUGAAAUUUCUAUCUUUCGCUGGCAUUUGUGCAACAUGUCACAAUUACUGCAACAUUUUACUGUACUGAUGUAAGGUUUAUUGAUUUUUUACAGUGUAAUAACAUUUUAUUGAGAAUAAAUUCCUCUGAAUCAUACAA
This is a messenger RNA of Phlebotomus papatasi, 3609 nucleotides long. RefSeq lists its product as uncharacterized. The transcript has 8 exons. The record is from RefSeq and is a predicted model, not a curated record. The coding region runs from base 1059 to 2876 and encodes 605 amino acids. Lineage: Eukaryota; Metazoa; Arthropoda; Insecta; Diptera; Psychodidae.